GGAGAUUACCAAUAAUCAGUGAAACCAAAAGAGUACCUGGACCCGUGCAUUUUGGGUUACCGCAAAAACUUCUGCAUCCGCAGUGCAGUACAGUGUGUGUGUUUGUGUGUGUCUGGUCGACGUCACUUUGCUACAGUCUGCGGAAAAGCCUGAGAGCAAGCGAGCAGUAGUUUACUUCCUCGAUCGACGGAAUCACAGAAAGAGUAACCAAAGGGAAGACAAGAAGAAGAAAAGUCACGAAACAAGAAAUAAUCCACACGUUUGCAAGACGAGGUGGCCCAGUGACACGUCACCAUGGCGCCCUUCUUGCGGAUCGCCUUCAACUCCUACGACCUGGGUGUGCUGUCUCCGCUGGCCCCUUCUGAUCCCCCCUUCUGUGCCAUCAAGAUGAAGGAGGCCCUCACCACUGAGCGUGGUAAGACCCUGGUUCAGAGGAAGCCCACCAUGUUCCCAGCCUGGAAGGCCAGCUUCGACGCCCACAUCUACGAGGGGCGUGUCCUGCAGGUGCUGCUGAUGAAGACUGCUGAGGAGCCAUUGGCCGAGGUCACAGUGGGUGUGUCCGUCCUUGCAGAACGCUGCAAAAAGGCCAACGGCCGUGCUGAAUUUUGGGUGGACCUGCAGCCCUCAGGGAAGGUGAUGAUGGCAGUGCAGUUCUUCUUGGAGGGAGCAACUGAUACAGAGGGCAAGCUGCCCACGAAGGAGGAGGAAGGGGGGCCCACCAUAAACCGCAGACGAGGAGCCAUCAAACAGGCCAAGAUCCACGAGGUCAAAUGUCACGAGUUCAUCGCCACCUUCUUCAGACAGCCAACCUUCUGCUCCGUCUGCAGAGAGUUUGUCUGGGGCCUCAACAAGCAAGGCUACAAGUGCAGACAAUGCAAUGCAGCCAUCCACAAGAAAUGCAUCGACAAGAUCAUCGGCAGGUGUACGGGCACAGCCGCCAACAGCCGGGACACUGUGUUCCAGAAGGAGCGUUUUAAGAUUGACAUGCCACACCGCUUCAAGAACCACAACUACAUGAGUCCCACCUUCUGUGACCACUGUGGCAGUCUGCUGUGGGGCCUGGUCAAACAGGGCCUCAAGUGUGAAGAUUGUGCCAUGAAUGUGCAUCAUAAGUGUCAGGAUAAAGUGGCCAACCUUUGUGGAAUCAACCAGAAACUACUAGCUGAAGCACUUACUCAAGUCAGCCAGAAAUCCUCCACUCGGCGCUCGGACCCAACCCUACCUGACCCAGAUAUAGGGGUCUAUGAGGAAGUCAAUAUGAACUCCAUUGGUGGUCUGGAUGACGGCCCCCCCUAUGCCAGGCUGUGGGAGGGCUCAAACCCGCACCCCCCAUCUCGCCUCACCCACCUGACACGCAUCAACGUAGACAACUUUGUCUUUCACAAGGUCCUGGGCAAGGGCAGCUUUGGCAAGGUCCUGCUGGCAGAGUUGAAAGGUCAGGGCGAGUGGUUUGCGGUGAAGGCUCUGAAGAAAGACGUAGUGCUGAUGGAUGAUGAUGUGGAGUGUACCAUGGUGGAGAAGAGAGUCCUGGCCUUGGCCUGGGACAACCCCUUCCUCACACACCUCUACUCCACCUUUCAGUCCAAGGAACACCUGUUCUUUGUCAUGGAGUAUUUGAAUGGAGGAGACCUGAUGUUCCAUAUUCAGGAGAAGGGACGCUUUGACCUCUACAGAGCAACGUUCUACUCUGCUGAGAUCAUCUGUGGCCUUCAGUUUCUGCACUCCAAAGGGAUCAUUUACAGAGACCUGAAGUUGGACAAUGUGAUGUUGGAUCAUAGCGGUCACGUAAAGAUAGCAGACUUUGGCAUGUGUAAGGAGAACGUGUUUGGGGAGAACCAGGCCACAACCUUCUGUGGGACUCCUGACUACAUCGCUCCAGAGAUCCUGCUGGGUCAAAAGUACUCCUUCUCUGUGGACUGGUGGUCGUUUGGAGUGCUGCUGUACGAGAUGCUGAUUGGCCAGUCCCCCUUCCAUGGUGAUGACGAGGAAGAGCUGUUUGAGUCUAUCCGUAUAGACACGCCCCACUACCCUCGCUGGAUCACCAAGGAGGCCAAGGACCUGAUGGAGAAGCUGUUUGAGAGAGACUCCACUCGCAGGCUAGGCAUCGUGGGUAACAUCCGUGUCCACCCCUUCUUCAAGACCAUCAGCUGGCCCGCCCUCGAGAAAAGGGAGGUGGAACCCCCUUUCAGACCCAAAGUGAAAGCCCCCAAUGACUGCAGCAACUUUGACAGGGAGUUCCUCAGUGAGAAGCCUCGCCUCUCCCAUGGCGACAAGAACUUCAUGGAUUCCAUGGACCAAUCAGCUUUCGCCGGCUUCUCCUUCAUCAAUCCAGAGAUGGAGCACCUCUUGGAAAAGUGACGGAGGGUGAAGCCAGGGUUACAUUACCACUGUUUUAGGGUCAGUUCGUCAAGGUGUCCUCAUUCAUGUGAUCAAACCCUCAACUUGAGUGAGCUGUUCUACGUUCAGUAUUUGUGACUGUAAUAGAAGUACAAGUUUCCUCCUCUGGUACUUACUUAGAGAAAUAAUAAGAGUUAAACUUAUACAGUAAUUGGCCUCUGUUGUACAGAUAGGUGUUAUUGUUUUUGUGUGCAUGCUAGAGUGUCCAGGUGUACGUGGAGGCCUUCUAUUUUAAUGGUCAGACUUGUAUUGUGUGUGUGUGUGUGUGUGUGUGUGUGUGUGUGUGUGUGUGUGUGUGUGUGUGUGUGUGUGUGUGUGUGUGUGUGUGUGUGUGUGUGUGUGUGUGUGUGUGUGUGUGUGUGUGAAAGGGAAUGUAAAUGCAAAUGCAGGGGUUUUGUGUGAAUGAGCUGUCUGCAUGUAUAAAGAGACCUCAUACCAACACCAACCACCUCUCAAUCUCAACAACCUCUGAAUGUGUGUCACAUAUUCUUGAAAGAUUAACUGAAUCAAAGUUUUCAGUUCAUCACUGCAUGGGGAGCCCUUGCAUCUAUUGGCCAAGUACGAGGGAGUUGUGGUCUGUGUGGUCAAUUGGACUGUUUGCCAUAAGAAGACCAAGUUCAGACUGAGCAACUACAGGUACCCUGCCAUUUCAUGUAGCCUCAUCUGGGACAGGGACAGAUUUGGUGUAAGUGAAUAAGUGCUUAUUGUGUAUGAUGCUACAUGAAUGUCUUUAUUUGACAUUGACAUAGCAAGAUUCUGUAUAUAGAUCUAUAUGUAUAUUGUUGUUACGUAUAUUAUUGGUGCGCUAAGGAUUCACAUUUUUUACUGUCUCCAUCUUUUACAUCUUAAUAAAAAAUCAUAAACUCCCAGUGUCUUCAGUCACUCUUCAAGUGUUACUCAGUCUGUGAUGACCAUAUAAAACACAGUGAGUGAUGUUUUAUAAACCACACUCUCACUGAACUAAUGAAGAAAUAUUAUUAUACUAUUAGCGAGAUUAUCCAAUCAAAUACCUUUGCUUUCUGCAAA
Messenger RNA from Coregonus clupeaformis (lake whitefish), 3423 nucleotides. RefSeq names its product protein kinase C, delta a (gene prkcda). The record is from RefSeq and is a predicted model, not a curated record. The transcript has 18 exons. Gene Ontology annotation, molecular function: ATP binding; diacylglycerol-dependent serine/threonine kinase activity. Bases 295 to 2358 code for a protein of 687 amino acids. Gene Ontology annotation, biological process: intracellular signal transduction; peptidyl-serine phosphorylation. Lineage: Eukaryota; Metazoa; Chordata; Actinopteri; Salmoniformes; Salmonidae.